Molecule: messenger RNA, 1650 nt
Organism: Armigeres subalbatus
Lineage: Eukaryota; Metazoa; Arthropoda; Insecta; Diptera; Culicidae
Product: lipoate-protein ligase A-like
Exons: 3
Coding region: 433-1650 (405 amino acids)
Biological process (GO): protein lipoylation
Cellular component (GO): cytoplasm; mitochondrion
Molecular function (GO): lipoyltransferase activity
Source: RefSeq, a predicted model, not a curated record
GCCAGUACCAGUAAUCCAAAGUAACCAGUUAAUAGAAAGUGUUAAUAAGGCGCAAUAAAUCAUUUCAAUAGUGUUAAAGUGAAAAGUGCGAAGAUUGUCAACUUUUUUCAUCCAACCUCAAAAGAGAAAACGAACAUUUGCUUCUUCUACGUUCUACUAGUCAAAAAGUGCAAAAAUCAUCUACGAACUGUCUGAAACUAGAACUGUCUUGAACACUGCCAACAUAAGUGAAUAUAAUUUAUGAUAUAAAUAUAGAACUCGUUGAUUCUGCAUAGUGCUACCCAAAAAAAAUCUGGAUAAUCUCGUCGUUACGCAACACGCAGAACAUCAUAAACAUCAACCCUCGAUAACUCAUCAACUGCGGAUCGGAACCAAGAGUGAAAAUAUAUAUAGGACAAAGAGAUCAAAAUAAAAUAGCGAGAAAACCCCAAGAUGGCUGCCCUUAUUGUACAACGCUGUAAUACAGCCGCACGUGCCGUAUGCAAGUUGUAUGUGGCCACAACAUCCACCCAUACAGCAUUUCUAGCGCGAACCAUCACAACCACUAACCGGCUACAUAUUCAAAACAACACAACCAACCAUGGCAAGAGCAAACAGCUGUCUUCGUCCGAUAUCAAGAAGAUACCGGAUAGUGAGGUUCGAAAAUCGGUUUUUAUCUCGCAGUCCAACGAUAUCUACUCCAAUCUUGCUCUUGAGGAUUGGAUCUAUCGGAACUUUGACUUUGCCCAUCACCACAUCCUCAUGCUAUGGAUCAACUCGCCCACGGUGGUGAUUGGUCGGCACCAGAAUCCUUUUGCCGAGGCCAAUGUAUCCGCUUUGAUGCGCAAUGGGGUGGAGCUGGCACGGCGGAACAGCGGCGGCGGGGCAGUGUACCACGAUUUGGGCAAUUUGAACUGCACCUUCUUCACACCACGUGCUCGCUACGAUCGGAAGUACAAUUUGAAUCUUAUCACGAGGGCUCUGUACCGGGAGUACGGCAUCAGUGCGGACAUUUCCGACCGGGACGACAUCACAUUGAUGGGCAAAAAGAUCUCCGGUACCGCUGCCAAACUGGGUCAGCCUAAUGCUUAUCACCACUGCACCCUGCUGGUCAACUCGAAUAAACUGCAUCUGGGCGAAUCGCUAGUCAAAGACAACGCCGAAGUAAUAAAAAAUCAUUCCAUGGUUAUUCAUGAAACUCCUUCAAUUGUCAAAAACGUAUCUGGUAUGCACAAAGUUCAACAUUCAAUCAGUUUCUCUCCUUUUAAAGGCAAACCAUCGAUAACAUUUUUCCUUUUCAAAUUUCAUUCCUUUUUCGACGGAUUGAUAGGAUAUGAGUCUCUAUCUCAACUUCAAGCCAAUAUCAUCACCUCAUCCAACACACUAGAACUCUCCAAUGAAAUUUUUCCCAUGAAAAGGCUAUAUCCAGAAUCCUUCUCAGUCCAAAUCAACGCACAUGAACAAGUGAAAAUUGAAUUACCCACAACCGUUAGCAAUGGUGACUUUUUAAUUGAAGAUAGGUUCCCACUGACAGAAGAUGUAGUUGUUUUACCCGGAAUAUAUAAAGCAGAAAAUAAUAAAGCAGUCAUACUCGCUUCCAAUACUUCGAACACAUCUGUCAAAAUGAACCCCAAUAGGCAGCUUAUCGCUGAAAUGAAUAAUUUCAAGUAA